AUGACAAUCAGCAGCAACAGUGCGCUGGUGAUGCACAACCGGUUCAAGAACAUGACCCGCCGUUUGCGCUUCUCGCCGCGUAGACGCCAGUACUGUGUGCUGACCAGUGCCGCGAUCCUGCUGCUGGUAGUGGUCGGUGUCGUGGGCUACCUGCUGACCGGCAUGCACUACUGCUUCGAUGUGCUGGUCGAGUGGAAGGUGUCUAAAAUAUGCAAUCAGUAUUACACGAACGAAGUGACCGGCUACAUGUGUCCGGAGCUGUGUGCCGGCGAUACCAUCUCGGAGUUCCACUGCCCGCCCGCUGCCCACGCGGCAGCGUAUCCGUUCAAUGCGCAUCGCUUUCUGGCCCGCAAAGCCCAACAGUUUGUGGUGGUGAAGCAUGCCGUGCCGGAUGCAAGCUACGAGAAGCUGUCCUGGAUCGACAGCCACCGGCAGGAGGAACACUACCCGACCGAGCAGGAGUACGGCGGUAUCGUGCGGCGCUACAUCGAGCUGCGGUACGGCGUGCAGCUUCCGUUCGACAAGCUGGCGGGGCUGCUGGCGCUGAAGAACAAAAACAAUCGCAUCCUGUUCCACGCCAGCAUGCGCAACAGCUGGAACCUGAUCCAGAACAACGAGUACCUGCUGAGCCGGCUGUACGAGGAGAAGGAGAUCUUCCCGCAGGUGCUCGGUACGUGCGGCGAGCUGUUCCUCACCGAGCUGCUCGAGACGGUGGAGUUUGUCGAUGAGGGCCGGUACCAUUUUACCAACCACAUCGACCUGUCCAAGUGGCGGUACCAUCUGAAGGUGGCCGUGCUGGUGCUGGACUAUCUGGACGAGAUGGGCCAGAACCGGUUCCAGAUGUGUUCGGUGGUGCUGGGCGGGUUUGGGAUAAGUGACAGCCGGAUGAAGUAUCACGACUUGCGGCACAUCAGUACGGAGGCGGCCAUCGAUCGGCGGCUGUCGGAUGGGCGCACGUGUGCGGUGGAUGCGGACUGUAGCUACUACGAUUGCCGCAGCCGGUGCAAUGCGACCAGCCACCAGUGUACGGCCGGUUUGCUGAACAACAAUCUGCAGAUUGUCUGUGAAAAGAUAUUUCGCGGCACUGCCGAGGAGCCCGGGAUCCUGGUGACGGAGAAAAGCUCGCCCCGGUUGCUUCGCAUACUGGACCGGUGUGCGCGACCGGCUAGUCGGUCGGAUGUGGACGCCGCCCGUCCGUGGGGCCCUUCGAAGACGCUGAAGAAGCAGCUGUACAACGAGCUGACCAGCAUUUACGAGCAGCUUGCCUCCUCGCUGUACUCCUAACUUUGGGGUGCGCUUUCGCACCGGGAAAUGGCGAGACGCGUUAGUCAAUUGCAGUGAUAAUCAAAAACACGUAUGCGCACAGACACGUUGUGCGUACAAGUAACACACAUGGUAUUAAGCGGAGAUGCAGUUCGGUUGCAGUUCUCGGAGACAAUCUCUCUCUCUCUAUCUCUCUGCGUAACGAUAUUAUUUACGAUAUUCUUUCAACGCUUAUUAACGGGCUAUGUAGUGCAGAGCAUUCAGAGGUGAAGUAGAGUGAAUAAACCACACAGUGACAGUAUUGUGGACAAUCGA
Anopheles gambiae (African malaria mosquito) is the source of this 1578-nucleotide messenger RNA. RefSeq names its product divergent protein kinase domain 1B (gene aln). The transcript is spliced from 4 exons. NCBI's taxonomy places the organism in Eukaryota, Metazoa, Arthropoda, Insecta, Diptera, Culicidae. The coding region runs from base 1 to 1284 and encodes 427 amino acids. The record is from RefSeq and is a predicted model, not a curated record.